ACAAUGUUUUUUGUUUUGUUUUCUCAAACAUGAAGUUGAGACAGCUGAAUUUGGGUCGCGUGAACUACAGGGCAGGUUUAGAACUACAGUACCAAGUUAAGAAAUCGGUUCUCGAAGCUCGAGGAACGCCCGAAUCACACAGCCCAAGUGAAUGCCUAAUUACUUGCCAGCACGACCCACCUGUCUACACAAUUGGGAAGAGAUCCUCGUUUUACUCUAAGAGCGAGGAAAUGAGGCUGCGGAAGUUGGGAGCUCAAUUUUUCAAAACAGAUCGCGGAGGUCUAAUUACCUUUCACGGUCCCGGGCAGCUGGUAGCAUACCCUAUUAUUGAUAUUAAGAAGAGAGGAAUAACAGUGAAGGAGUAUGUGAACAGACUGGAGCAGUUAGUGAUGCGAGUGUGCGACAGAUUCGGACUGCAUGACACUUAUCUCCUCAAUGAGUCUAAAUACACAGGCGUUUGGCUCAAAGGGCGCACCAAAGGAGGUGGAAUUGAAAAAGGCGUGCAGACGCAGAGGAAGAUAUGCGCAUUGGGUGUGAAUGUAUCUGAUGGAGUGACCACUCAUGGCCUGGCUCUCAAUGUGAACACUGACCUCAACUGGUUCUCACAUGUAGUGCCCUGUGGAUUAGAAGACUGUGACGUCACCUCCAUCUCACAGGAGUUGAAUGAAACCUCACUGGUUGUAGCAGAUGCACUGCCCAUCUUCAUCGAAGAAUUCGUGAAAUCGUUCAAGGUGUCACAGUUCACAACAUGAACACCCUGUGAAUCCUAAAAAGAAUCACCGCCGAGAGAAAAGAAUAAACUACAUCGAAAUGGACUUGAGUAAAACUCAAAAGAACUAGCUGAUUGUAUUUAUAUAUACCCAUAUUCGAUGUUUUUAUCUGCAAUUUAUUAUCCUUUCAAUCAGCAAGUGUAAUACAA
Symsagittifera roscoffensis is the source of this 919-nucleotide messenger RNA. RefSeq names its product octanoyl-[acyl-carrier-protein]:protein N-octanoyltransferase LIPT2, mitochondrial-like. The coding region runs from base 30 to 752 and encodes 240 amino acids. Gene Ontology annotation, biological process: protein lipoylation. The record is from RefSeq and is a predicted model, not a curated record. Gene Ontology annotation, molecular function: lipoyl(octanoyl) transferase activity. Gene Ontology annotation, cellular component: mitochondrion. The transcript is spliced from 4 exons. Lineage: Eukaryota; Metazoa; Xenacoelomorpha; Acoela; Convolutidae.